GUUUGAGCAUCUUCGUUUUUUUAACCUCCGACAUACGAUUACGUCUCUUUCUCAGUUUCUCUGUUCUCUUACACUUAUUGGGUUUUCACCUUUUUGAAUUUUUUGCUUCUCUGCUGCGUACUUACUUGCAUUCAAGCUCUGGUUAGGUGGGUAGAUAGCUCUCCCUCUUCUCCCUUCUGCUUUUGGUUUGUGUUUCUGUUCUCCGCCGUUUAAGCCGCGGACUAGAGAUGGCAGAGGGAAGUGAUUUCAGGCACUGGGACGAGCUAAUACCGGACGCUUUGGGGCUAAUCUUCAGUAAACUUUCACUCCAAGAUAAACUCACCGUUAUUCCCAGGGUCUGCAAAUCAUGGGCCAAAGCAGUGCUCGGACCUUACUGCUGGCAAGAGAUUGACAUUGAAGAAUGGAGCAGUCGAAGGCAGCUCGACAACGUCGAUCGAAUGCUCCAAAUGCUGAUAAAUCGAAGUGGCGGAUCGCUCCGCAAGCUCUGCGUUACUGGUCUUCAUAACAGCAACAUUUUCUUCUCCAUCGCUGAUCAUGCUGGUUCUCUUCAAACAUUGCGACUGCCAAGGAGCAAUAUAAGCGAUGCUGUUGCAGAACAAAUUGCCGGAAGGCUUUGUGCAGUUACUUUUUUGGAUCUAAGCUAUUGUGAUAAAAUCAGUGCCUGUGGUUUAGAGUCCAUAGGAAAGAAUUGCAAAGCUUUAGUUGGAAUGUGUCGUAACUUGCAUCCACUACAUACAGCAAGUAUAUCCUCCCCGGAUGAUGAAGCUUAUACUAUUGCAGCCACAAUGCCGAAACUCAAGCACCUUGAAAUGGCUUAUCACCCUCUAAGCACCAAAAGUUUACUGACAAUACUUUCAAGCUGCCCCAACCUUGAGUUCCUCGAUUUGAGAGGGUGUUGGGAUGUAAGGCUGGAAGACAAGUUUCUUGCAGAGAAAUUCCCAAAACUAACAGUGUUGGGGCCUGUUGUUAGGGACGUCUACGAGAGAAACGAAUGGGAUGAAGGCUCAGACUACUCGUACAUAUCAGACGACGACUUGGCAUGGGACUUUUCUGCAGAUUACUUCGAUGAUGCUGGUAGUUUCGAUGAUCCAUGGGACAAUGAAGGCAGACUAGAGGGACUAGAGUUGAGAUUUUAUGAAGGAAUAGAUGAAGAUAAUGAAGCCUUUGGUUGGCCUCCCUCCCCUUAACUAUGGAGAGAGAUCUUGUUUUUGGAUUUGCGAAAUUGUUUGUUCUUUUUUUUUUUCUCCUUCCUAUUUGGUAUCAACUCGAUGCUUUUAGAGCUUAUGUGGACUUUGUAAAUUCUCUAAUAGAAAUUGAAGUGUGAGUUUUUUUUUU
Benincasa hispida (wax gourd) is the source of this 1335-nucleotide messenger RNA. It is a transcript of the gene FBW2, whose product is annotated as F-BOX WITH WD-40 2. NCBI's taxonomy places the organism in Eukaryota, Viridiplantae, Streptophyta, Magnoliopsida, Cucurbitales, Cucurbitaceae. The record is from RefSeq and is a predicted model, not a curated record. Gene Ontology annotation, molecular function: protein binding.